Messenger RNA from Vittaforma corneae ATCC 50505, 1296 nucleotides. RefSeq lists its product as uncharacterized. NCBI's taxonomy places the organism in Eukaryota, Fungi, Microsporidia, Nosematidae. The transcript has a single exon. Gene Ontology annotation, cellular component: membrane. The coding region runs from base 1 to 1296 and encodes 431 amino acids. Gene Ontology annotation, molecular function: nucleoside diphosphate phosphatase activity. Gene Ontology annotation, biological process: nucleoside diphosphate catabolic process. The record is from RefSeq and is a predicted model, not a curated record.
AUGUCUCUGCUCUUUCCAGUCGUACUCCUUGUUUUAUGGACAGCUAACUGUAUUAAUAUCGGAAUUUUUGAUGCAGGUUCAACUGGCACAAGAUUAAAGAUUUAUCAAUUUGAUGGAAAUACACUUACCUCACAGCUAACAUUCAAGCACCACGAACUAAAUAAAAAUAUACCAAAGAAAGGUAUUCACGAGCAGAGUAAUAGUGAAAUAGAAUCGACAAUCGAUGAGCUAGUUCGCAAAGCCAUCGAAAUACAGCCAGACAUGCUCUUAGCAUUCUAUGGAACUGCAGGGAUGAGAUCUGUGCCUGCAAAUAUCCAGAAUAGCAUCCUUGAUAGGGUUAGAGACUGUUUAAAGAAGUAUAAUCUUUUCGAUGUAAAGGUAUUGGAAGGGAAUGAAGAAGCCCUGUAUUCACUCAAGUCCUUUGAGCAUUAUUUACCCUGGGAAGAUGACUUUAGUAUUGUGGACAUGGGUGGAAGAUCGGUACAGAUAAUUCAUAAGAGAGGAUCGUUGAUAAGGGUAAAUUCAUUGGAAAUGGGCAUUAUAAAUAGUACUUGUAAGCAACAGAACAAUAAAGUGAAGAGUAUAAUCGACGGUCUGUUAAAAGGUAGAUCCGAUAAUUUAUUGACUGAAGUAGAGAGCAGUAAUCAACAUUCAGGUAAAAGACUAAAUAGCGAGAUCCUCAUUAAAGGAACGGACUGUAGAGAAAUCAAAGAAAAGGGCAUAAAAGUGUAUGAGUGUGAAGAAAAGUCUAUUUUUAAUAGCUUUAUUGACAGAAAGAAUGCAAAAGUUAAGUCUAACGAGAGUACAGCCAAUAAAAUUGAUAACUUUCACCAUUUCAGAAUUAUAACCAAGUUUAAUAAUAAAGACCAGAUUAACAACAAAUCAUUUCUUGCAAGCUCAGAUUUGACCAAAAGCCAAGACAACUCAAAUAUAGAGUGCAUUGACAGUUUCUUUGACAUGAGCCAUUUGGAAAAGCAAAGUCCAACAAAAAAGGUGUUUUUGCUGUCCUUUUAUGAAGAAAUAUUAACAUCGACCAAAAAUAUCACACUCAAAAGGCUGUUUGAAAAUUACAACAGUUUUUGUUCAAAAAACUCUGAUGAAAAAUGCACAAAACUGUACUACUCACUUAAAUUUUUGGAAAAGCUAGGAAUAAAUGAGAGUGUUGAGUUAAUAUUGGUUAAUAAACUGUAUAAUAUUGACAUUUCAUGGUCACUCGGAAUAGCCCUUGAAAUUAAACGGAUGAAUGAAGAUGCAUUGAGCAACAAUGGAGUAGAUAGACUAAAAUUAAAUACAUAA